AGUUUUAACGACAAAGAAAAAAAAUUGACAAAUUCAUUGCCGGUAGCCAUUCUGUGCUAACAGUUCUGUUUGGUUAAAUUAUAUGUGGAGAUUUUGUUAUAAUUAAUAUCAGAAUUUCUAGAAUAAGAUAUUCAGCAGUACAGCAAGUAUGAAGCUAGUCAAGUUUUUGAUGAAAUUAAGUCAUGAGACGGUAACUAUAGAACUAAAAAAUGGAACUCAAGUUCAUGGCACAAUAACAGGUGUUGACGUAGCAAUGAACACCCACUUAAAGGCUGUUAAAUUAACAGUCAAGAAUCGACCAACAGUACAAUGUGAUUCUCUCAGUAUCCGUGGUAACAACAUCCGUUACUAUAUACUACCAGAUGCUCUGCCCUUGGAAACACUACUUAUUGAUGACACACCUAAGGCAAGGGCCAAGAAGAAGGAUCAAGCCAGAGGAGCAGUUAGAGGGCGUGGAGGGCGAGGCAGGGGUGGACGAGGUGGCAGGGGAGGCAGAGGUAGAGGAAGAGGACGACGCUAAAGGCAUUAUUUUAUGUGUUUUCAAUGUUCUUUGUAUGUAUUGUAUUUUUUUUUAAUAAGAUGACAUUUUAUAAGGUCUUAUCUAAAGUCUGAAAAUACAAUUGCUAUACCAUGUACUCAAAAAAAGAACAUUUUUCAAAUUUUUAUGACUUUGAUGGAGUUUUAUAAUCAAUCAUACAUUUAACCACGUAAAAGAUUUGUAUUUUAAUACAUCCAGAGAUGAUUCAAAAAUAUAUUUACCAUAAUUAAAACAUUUUCUACUUUAGAAUAGUGUUUGAAUAAGUAAGUGUAAAAUGUAAAUAAUCCUACAAUAAAUUAGUUUGAUUUUGUAA
Homalodisca vitripennis (glassy-winged sharpshooter) is the source of this 851-nucleotide messenger RNA. RefSeq names its product probable small nuclear ribonucleoprotein Sm D1 (gene SmD1). NCBI's taxonomy places the organism in Eukaryota, Metazoa, Arthropoda, Insecta, Hemiptera, Cicadellidae. Gene Ontology annotation, biological process: spliceosomal snRNP assembly; RNA processing. Gene Ontology annotation, molecular function: RNA binding. Gene Ontology annotation, cellular component: SMN-Sm protein complex; precatalytic spliceosome; U12-type spliceosomal complex. The transcript is spliced from 4 exons. The coding region runs from base 149 to 520 and encodes 123 amino acids. The record is from RefSeq and is a predicted model, not a curated record.